This is a messenger RNA of Klebsormidium nitens, 1965 nucleotides long. The record is from the annotation of a GenBank genome assembly. Lineage: Eukaryota; Viridiplantae; Streptophyta; Klebsormidiophyceae; Klebsormidiales; Klebsormidiaceae.
CCGCCAUCUGCCAGAACGACAAGUCUGCAUGCAAUUUGCCAGGGGAAGCGCCCAGUUGUGACGUACCGUAUCCAGACAGCCAACAGAUUCGCCUCGCUAGCAAGGCGGCGGAUAACUAAAACCUGCAUGGCUGGCCAGCGAUCUCCGUUCUGUGAGUCUGCCAACAGCUAGCCCCACAUUGCCAGCUGCUCGCCAGCUGCCCGCCAGCGUCGUCUUCCUUGUAAGCAGAGUUACCAAGCGAUGGGACAUUCUGAAGUGUGGGUUGCAGUGCUGCAACUAUCACACAAGUGGAAUGUCGAAGCCGAUUGCCAUUCAAGGAGCCCCAUGAUGCUUCUAUCAGCUGGCCACAAAAGGAACUUUAAUGAUCAGGAAAUCUGUCAUGAGUCAGUCUGACCUGAUCCGAUCCAAUCCAGUUUUGAAUGGCCUUGAAUGCAUGUGGAAUAGUGCACCUCCACAGCUGCUGUCCAAUAGCACACGAGCUAUAUACCCAGAUUCAUUGGUAGCGUUGUAAGGGCUCAGCGCAUUCCAACUCCAGGCAGCCCAGCUUGAAGUUCCGUUCUCUUCAUUCCAAGACUUUUGGCGGAUUCUUUUCACUGCAGAUCUCAGCGGGUGCAUCGAGCUCAAGCGCUUGGAAACUCAGGACUUCUGCAAUCUUGUGCAUGCACCUGGAGCGCUUCGAAGUUAGCUGAGAGCGCUACUGUGACGUCAGCUCCAAAAUGGCUCCCUCCAGCAACCGCAUCCUAUUCAAGGCCACGGCCGCAGAGUUCCUCGGCACUGCGCUGUUUCUCUUCACAACCAUCAGCGCCGUAACCAGUUAUGGAGCAGGAGUUUUGGCGCCCAUUGGCGUAGCGGCUGUGUUUGGCUUAACCAUCUUCGUUCUGGAAAUUGGUUUGGGAGAAACCUGUGGCGGGCACUUUAACCCUGCGGUCAGCCUCGGGGUUUUCAUCAACGGGGGGAUGGGGUACCUGCAGUUCAUUGCCUACUGGUUAGCCCAGGUUUUGGGAGCGAUCACUGGAGCAUGCUUUGCCCGACUGUGUGUGGGAGACCCGGUGUAUGAGGCCAAUGGUCGAGCUAUAAACAUAGUGGGUACCGGCCACAGCACCGGACGGGCCUUCCUGGCUGAGGUAAUCGCGACCGGGUUUCUGGUCCUGGUCGUGUUGCAAACCGCCGGCACAAAACGGAACAAGAAGAACCGACAAGCGCGGGCCUGGGCGCCUCUCGCCAUCGGCCUCGUAGUACUCGUGGAUCACUUGGCGCUCGUCAGUAUUGACGGCUGUUCCAUCAAUCCGGCAAGAAGUCUGGGGGCCGCGACAGCUGGCUGGAGCAAAACUCAUGCGUCCUGGAACCAAAUGUGGAUUUUUGUUAUUGCGCCCCUAGUUGGGGGUGCCGUUGCGGGGCUGUUUAAGAGGGUGGUGAUUCCUUGGGGCGAUAAGGCGGCGGGGGUCGAUGAAGAGGCCGCGCCGGCUUCCGGCGACUCAAAAGUUUGAAGAUGGUGGGUUAAGUUAGUUGGGAAAAUUUAAUCGACGUUGAAUACGAUACCGAGUCCAAGUCCGCGGGCAGGAUCUGCCUUUUACGGUCCACGGCUAAACAUUGGCGCAUUAUAUACACAGCACGGAUAAUUCCUCCACAGGUUAUUUAUACAGCCAGACACGUGUAUAACGGUUCAGUAAGGAGUUUGGAUGUUGUCUAUAUGUAUCGGGCCAGAAAGCUCAUCUAUAACGUUAACGUACAUUCGUCCAAUUGGUCGCUCAAAACAUUCAAUUAAGGCACAUGCCUUGUUGGGAAUAUCGUAUAACGUUGGCAGCUGCGGGUCAGUUGAAUGCGGGCUGAACCCAAUCAAGGUAGGCACAGGAUCUAAUCUGUAAUCUGCUCGCGGAGCUUGUGAUUACAAGAAAUCGACGUAGCUGAAGACACAAUCGGAAGCGUUCCAAUCAAUCAACUGUGGACAACUGCGUUAGUUGGGAG